Messenger RNA from Microthlaspi erraticum, 3021 nucleotides. NCBI's taxonomy places the organism in Eukaryota, Viridiplantae, Streptophyta, Magnoliopsida, Brassicales, Brassicaceae. The record is from the annotation of a GenBank genome assembly.
AUGGCUUCUUCUUCUACUCACAAUAGGAAAUACCAUGUCUUCCCGAGCUUCCACGGCCAAGACGUCCGUAUAACAUUUCUCAGUCAUUUAUUUCAACACUUUGAAAGCAAAGGAAUCACGACAUUUAAUGACCGGGAGAUCAAAAGAGGCAAGACAAUCAGACCUACACUCGAACAAGCAAUAAGAGAAUCGAGGAUCUCGAUUGUGGUGCUCUCAAAGAAGUACGCUUCUUCAAGCUGGUGUUUAGAUGAAUUGGUUGAAAUCUUCAAGUGCAAAGAAGCCUCAGGGCAGUUUGUGAUGCCGAUAUUCUACUACAUUGAUCCGUCUGAUGUAAGGAAACAGAGCGGUGAAUUUGGAAAGGCUUUCGAGAGAACUUGUGAAGGAAAAACUGAAGUGGUGAAGCUGAGAUGGCGCAAAGCUUUAACUGAUGUAGCAAACAUAGCCGGAGAACAUUCUAUAAAGUGGAGUAACGAAGCAGAUAUGAUUGAAAAUAUUGCUACAAAUGUUUCAAACAAACUGAAUAUCACCCCAUCAAGGGAUUCUGAAGGGAUGGUGGGACUUGAAGUGAAACUAAAAAAGUUGAAUUCUCUGUUAUGCCUAGAAGGUGAUGAAGUGAAGAUGAUUGGAAUCUGGGGUCCCGCAGGAGUUGGCAAGACUAUCAUUGCUAGAGCUUUAUUCAACCAACUCUCUACUGAUUUUCAAUUUAAAUGCGUUAUGGGGAAUCUCAAGGGAAGUUAUAAAAUCAUUGGUGAUGACUUUGACUCGAAGUUUUAUUUACAAAACCAACUUCUGUCCAAGAUUCUGAACCAAAAUAAUGUGAAAAUACAUCAUUUAGGGGCAGUAAAAGAAUGGCUACAAGAUAAAAGAGUGCUCAUAGUUAUUGAUGAUGUCGAUGAUCUUGAGCAACUUGUGGCGUUGGCUAAAGAACCUUCUUGGUUUGGUUCUGGAAGUCGGAUUAUCGUUACAACAAGAGAUAGAAAUAUUAUGAGUUCACAUUGGGUCAACAACUUUUACCAUGUGGGUUAUCCAUGCAAAAAGGAAGCUCUUGAGAUCUUGUGUUUGUCUGCUUUCAAAAAAAGUUCUCCACCUAAAGGUUUUGAAGAGCUUGCAAUGAAGGUAGCAAAGCUUUGCGGUAAUCUUCCAUUAUGUCUUUCUGUUGUGGGUUCAUCUUUGCGUGGCGAGACCAAGCACGCAUGGAAACUACAGUUAAAUAGGCUAGAAACUAGUCUUGAUAGAAAAGUCGAGGACAUAUUGAAAGUUGCAUAUGAAAAAUUGUCGAAGAAGGAACAAGUUCUAUUUCUUCACAUUGCAUGCUUUUUCAACAACGCACCCAUUGGUAAUGUCAAAACCUUUCUUGCUGACAAAAACUUGGACGUCGUAAAUGGGUUGAAGACCCUGGGUGAUAAAUCUCUUGUGCAUAUAUCCACUGUUGGACGAAUAGUGAUGCAUUGUUUAGUUCAACAAUUGGGUGCACACAUAGUUCUUGAACAGUCCGACGAGCCCGGGAAACGUCAAUUUCUAAUAGACGCUGAAGAGAUUCGUGAUGUGCUGGCGAACGAAACAGGCACUGGAUCUGUCUUAUGUAUAUCAUUUAAUAUGUCCAAGAUCAACGAGUGUUCUAUUAGUGGGAGAGCAUUUGAAGGAAUGCGUAAUCUCCGAUACUUAAAAAUCUAUCGGGGAAGCUUUAGUAAGGAGGUUACAUUAAGAACACUGGAAGACAUGAAGUAUCUACCUCGUCUUAGGUUACUACACUGGGAAUCAUUUCCAAGAAAACGUCUUCCUCCAACGUUCCGGCCGGAAUGUCUCAUCGUACUCUAUAUGACAGACAGCAAGCUCGAGAAGCUCUGGGGAGGAAUCCAGCCCCUUGCAAACCUCAGGGAGAUAAAUCUGAGUUAUUCCCAUAAGCUGAAAGAAAUCCCUAAUCUUUUGAAUGCUACUAAUCUGGAGACGCUGACACUUAGAUGUUGCACAAGUUUGGUGGAGCUUCCUUCUUCCAUUUCAAAUCUACACAGACUGACAAAGUUGAUUAUGUUCGGGUGUAAAAGGCUAAAAGUUGUUCCAACCAACAUCAACUUAGCUUCUCUUGAGAUGGUCAACAUGUACGGGUGCCCACAAUUGAGGAAGUUUCCAGAUAUUUCGAAAAACAUCAAAUAUCUAUUUUUAGAAAACCCAAAGAUAGAAGAAGUUCCUCCAUCAGUUGUUGAACAGUGGUCUCGUCUUCAGGAUUUUUGCAUGGACGGCAGAAACCUCAAGAGAUUAACAUAUCUCCCACAAAGCGUAACUUACCUAGAUUUAAGUUUCAACGAAAUGGAGAGGAUUCCGGAUUGCGUCAUAGGUCUCCCUCAGUUACGAACUCUUAGAAUCCGAAACUGCAGAAAACUCGUGUCAAUUCCGGAUCUUUCCUCUUCUUCGCUUGAGUACCUCUAUGCAAGCAACUGUGGAUCACUUGAGAGGGUAUGUACUUUCCACGAUAAAGUCAAGGUACUUAUGUUCCACAACUGUUUGAAACUUGAGGAAGAAGCAAGAAGACAGAUCAUACAACAAAGUGUUUCCCGGUAUGUAUGGUUACCAGGUAAAGAAGUCCCUGCGGAGUUCACUUACAAAGCUAAAAGAGCCUCCAUAACCAUCCCUCUGGCUCCGCGUGGCGAGGGGACUUUCUCUGUGUCGUCAAGAUUUAAGGCUUGCCUUCUGUUUGCGCAAACCAAGGACUUCCCAGAUGAUGAUAUAAUAUGUCGUCUAACAAUCAAAGGUGUCCAAAUCAACAAAUUCCGACAUCGGGUAGUGAUCAGAGAGGAGUCUAAGAUUCAAAUGGAACAUCUGUUUAUAUUUUCUGAUGACUUGUUUCAAGAAAACACACACGUAGAUGUGACUCCCAGCAAUAUUCUGUGGAGUAACAGCGACCACAACAUAGCUGGAGAAGCAGAAUAUGGAGCAGAAGCUGUUGAGGUAAAGUCUCAAGAUGAAAACAUUAGGAAGCUUGGUCAGGGAAAGAAGAAGAAGAGGACCGAAGCUGCAUUAUGA